Messenger RNA from Micromonas pusilla CCMP1545, 258 nucleotides. RefSeq lists its product as uncharacterized. The record is from RefSeq and is a predicted model, not a curated record. Bases 1 to 258 code for a protein of 85 amino acids. Lineage: Eukaryota; Viridiplantae; Chlorophyta; Mamiellophyceae; Mamiellales; Mamiellaceae. The transcript has a single exon.
AUGUCCCCGGAGGCGGCGGCGCGGAUGUUUGAGCUCGACGUGUUGGGGGACAUUCGGAGGAUGCUUCCGAAGCCGGACCGGCUGAGCACGCCGCCGGAUACGCCGGAGUCGCUGGACGUGGACAACGUGUUUCGAGAGUUGUUCCACGACGACGGCGACGACGGUGACGGCGACGGCGACGCGGGGACGACCGCCGCGCUCUCAGGCGCGUUCGUUCUAUCUUACACUGGUCCCCAUACGACCGCGUUCGCGUGGUGA